Penicillium coprophilum is the source of this 1827-nucleotide messenger RNA. RefSeq names its product MFS transporter. The transcript has a single exon. Gene Ontology annotation, molecular function: fluconazole transmembrane transporter activity. The record is from RefSeq and is a predicted model, not a curated record. Bases 1 to 1827 code for a protein of 608 amino acids. Lineage: Eukaryota; Fungi; Ascomycota; Eurotiomycetes; Eurotiales; Aspergillaceae. Gene Ontology annotation, biological process: xenobiotic detoxification by transmembrane export across the plasma membrane.
AUGACAGUUCCCACCGACGGGGGCGAGGCCAUGCUGCCUUCCAAAAUCCCUUUCUGGCGCCUGGUCUUCGAUCAAAAGGUCGUCACCGAGGAAGUCAUGCAAUUUCCAUAUACAGGCUCAGGCACUGAAGAUGAUCCAUAUGCCGUGGUCUGGAUCCCUGCCGACCCACGCAAUCCCAUGAAUUUCCCUCCGAUCAGGAAGUGGUCUAUCACAAUCCUGGUAUCAUUCGUGACUCUCGCAGUGUCAUUGGUCUCAUCCGCAUUCUCAGGCGGAAUGAGCCAGAUCAUGAAGGACUUUGGUGCUGCCCAGGAAAUUGUUAUUCUAGGAGUGUCGCUCUUCGUGCUUGGUUUUGCUAUCGGACCGUUGAUCUGGGCACCCCUUAGUGAGAUCUUCGGUCGGAGACAUAUCUUUACCAUCUCUUUUAUGUUCCUGACUGCUUUCAAUGCCGGUGCGGCUGGUGCAAAGAACAUUGAAACACUCAUUAUAUUGCGUUUCCUGGCUGGUUCCUUUGGAUCUUCGCCCUUUGGAAAUGGAGGCGGCACUAUUGCAGACAUGUUCCCGGCCUCUCAGCGUGGGAUCGCGAUUAGUCUUUUUGCUGCUGCUCCUUUCUUGGGACCGACCCUAGGCCCUGUGAUUGGAGGGUUCCUCGCUACCGCUGCUGGCUGGAGGUGGGUAGAGGGACUCUUGGCUGCGUUCUCGGGUGCGCUUUGGCUAUGUAUCAUUUUCUUGUUGCCAGAGACAUAUGCGCCUGUCCUUCUACGCCGUCGCGCAGAAAAGAUGUCUGCCUUGACUGGCAAAGUCUAUCGUAGUCAAUCUGACAUCGACCGUGGCCCGGCCCCUUUGGGUAAGACGUUGAAGACCGCGCUUUCCCGUCCAUGGAUCCUGCUAUCUUGUGAGCCAAUUGUGCUGCUUUUCUCUAUUUAUAUGGCAAUCAUUUACGGCACACUCUAUAUGCUCUUCGCCGCCUAUCCAAUUGUCUUCCAAGAAGUCCGCGGCUGGAGCGAAGGCGUCGGCGGUCUCGCCUUCCUCGGCAUCCUUGUCGGUAUGCUCAUGGCCGUGGUAUACACAUUCCCUGAGAACUUCCGCUACGCCAAAAAGUGCAGCCAGACCACCGACCGACUCGCUCCUGAACUAAGAUUACCCCCAAGCAUGGUAGGCGGUAUAGCUCUACCAAUCGGUUUAUUCUGGUUCGCCUGGACCAACUCACCUAGCAUUCACUGGAUGGCCUCAGUCGCAGCAGGCGCCCCCUUCGGUUUCGGUAUGGUCCUCGUCUUCCUUAGCGUGUUCAACUACCUCAUCGAUUCGUACACGAUAUUCUCUGCCUCCGUGCUAGCCGCAAACUCUGCCCUCCGCUCACUGUUCGGCAUGGCCUUCCCGCUUUUCACAACGUAUAUGUACCACAACCUGGGAAUUCACUGGGCCUCGUCGAUCCCGGCUUUCUUGGCGCUUGCGUGCGUGCCCUUCCCGUUCAUCUUCUACAAAUAUGGUGCGCGCAUCAGAAAGCGCUGCAAAUACGCUUCUGAGGCGGAUGCAUUCAUGCGCCGCCUUGCGGAAAGAAACCAGGCAGCUCGCCGUGAACAGCCUGACUUGGAGAAUGAUAAGCAGACAGACUCGGUGGUCCUGGUUCCUGCUGAUGAGGACUCCAGCGAUACUGAUACUUUGUCUGCUGUUUCAUCUCGUGGUACGGUCGCACGUUAUGCGUCCCGCGCGUCUCGGCAGUCAGGGCGGUCUUUACGUCGCAUUGCGACUGCGACACAAUAUGAGGAGAACCCUUACGACUUGGAUCUGGUCAAUACUCGACAUUCGGCUAUUAGCCGCAGGGAUUGA